GUGCGCCAGUGUGGGUGUUCGUAGCGACGUCAGGACCGUUUGUGGCCUUUCCUAAAAUAUUUAUUCUGUCAUACAGACAUGUUGUAACAUGAAUUAAAUGUAUCACGAAUAGGCUAUUCAAUUUCAAAUUGAACCACAACAAACGGUGAGUUUUUAUGAAGCUUUUCAGAAAUCAGCCAGGACACCCAGCGAUCACUAGCCUAAACAGUUUUGAGACAAGUUCCAGCUAGACCAUCCCCAGGCUACCUCCGAGGGUCACCAUAUGAGCAACUAUGAACGCAACGUUUCUCAGCACGUUUUUUGUUUUUUGGAGCUUUCUCGCAGUCGACGGAAGUCGCAGUGCACUAAAUGACUACCAGCGCUCCGAGGGGAGGGAACUGGUGGCUAAACCCUGGAAUGUAGACAGGGUGCGUCUGAUCCCCGGCCUCACACUGGAGCAGUGUGCCCAGAGAUGUACAGAGGGAACAGACUGCAGGGCAUUCAACUAUGAGACCCGUCCGACUAUUGCCUGCAAACAGCUCCCCUGGGUUGGAGAUGGAGACAAUGCAGAGGUCAAAAGGAAUGUGAACUGUGACCUUUAUGAGAAGAAAGUGUAUGUGAGGAAGUGCAUUGUGGGAAAGGGAGAAGACUACCGUGGGAAAGUGUCUGUGACAAAAAAUGGACACAAGUGUCAGCAGUGGUGGUCAAAGUUUCCUCACGACCACAGAUGGACUCCCACAGCCACUAAUGGCCUGGAAUUGAAUUAUUGUCGGAACCCAGAUGGGGAUCCGAUCGGGCCCUGGUGUUACACCACUCACCAAGAGCACCGCUAUGAGAGCUGCAAUAUUCCCCACUGCAAAAACGAGGUAUGCAUCACGUGUAAUGGGGAAGACUAUCGGGGGCAGGUGGACCACACUAAGACUGGCCGGGAGUGUCAGAGAUGGGACCAGCAGCACCCUCACCAGCACAUCUACCAGCCUGAGAAGUACCCAGAGAAAAGCCUAGAUGAUAACUACUGCCGCAACCCUGAUGCGUCACCAGUGCCCUGGUGCUACACCACCGACCCUCUGGUUGAAAGGGAGGACUGUGAGAUCCGCAAAUGCGAGCCUCCUGAAGUUCCGAAGCGGCGCCUCCGCUCCAGUUACACCACCAACUGUUUCCGCGGCCGUGGGGAGGAUUACCGGGGGAAAGUGAACGAGACAACCUCAGGGAUCCCCUGCCAGCGCUGGGAGGCCCAGCGGCCUCACAUUCACCCCUUCUACCCACACAUUUACGAGUGCAAGGGUCUGGAGGAGAACUACUGUCGGAACCCAGAUGGAUCCGAAGCCCCCUGGUGCUUCACGUCGGUUUCAGAGAUGCGCACCGCACUGUGUCUGCAAAUCAAGCGCUGUGCUGACGACAUUGAGGCCGAAGAUUGCUAUCAUGACAGUGGAAAGAACUACAGGGGUACGGUCCACAAGACCCGCAAAGGCAUCAACUGCCAGAAGUGGAGUGGGCACACCCCACACAAAACCAAAAUCAACCCAAAGACAAACCCAGAUGCAAACCUGACAGAGAACUACUGCCGCAACCCAGAUGGGGACCUGCAUGGACCCUGGUGUUACACCACGGAUCCCAAAACAGAGUUUGAUUACUGCGCCAUCAAACGCUGUGAUGGAGUGGUUACUGAGCCCAGUAUCAGACCACCAGAGAAAGUUGAGUUCAGUGAGUGCGGGAAGCGAGAGAACCGACCUUCCCCAAAGCUGCGGAUCGUUGGAGGCUUACCAGGAAACUCUCCCUGGACCGUCAGCCUCAGAGACAGAAAAGGGAACCACUUCUGUGGGGGAUCUCUGGUAAAUUCCAAAUGGGUUAUCAGCACAAAGCAGUGCUUCUCCUCCUGCUAUGUGGAUCUUACUGGAUACUCUGCAGUGAUGGGAACUCUUUUCCGCGACCCCAAAGCAGGAGAGCCUGACAGGCAGGUCAUCUCCCUCACCAAGAUUGUCUGUGGACCCUCAGAGUCCCACCUGGUCAUGCUGCAGUUGGAGAAGCCAGCACAGUUUAAUGAGCGCGUCUCUCAGAUCUGCCUGCCCCCAGAGCGAUACAUCGUUGCAGAGGACACCACCUGUGAGAUCGCUGGAUGGGGGGAGACCAAAGGCACAGGGGAUGAGUCUGUGUUAAACGUUGCUCAAAUGGCUGUCCUUAGCAACAAAGAGUGCAACAAGUACUUCCGAGGUCGUGUAAAGGAGAAUGAGAUGUGCACCACGGCUUUCCAUGGACCUGUGGGUGCCUGUGAGCGGGAUUACGGAGGGCCCCUAGCCUGUGAGUACAGUGACUGCUGGGUGCUGGAGGGGGUCAUCAUCCCCAUGCGACGGUGUGGCCAUCCUGGACAACCCAACAUCUUUAUCCGCGUCUCUGCCUAUGUGGACUGGAUCAAGAAGGUCAUGGUCAUGGCUUAGUAGUCCAGAGCCACCUCUACACACCCUCACACACCCAAUGCUUUUUUGAUGAUGAUGGUCCAAAUUUAGGCAUAAGCACAAAUAUUCUGCUGUUAUUUUUAUCUGUGAACAUUACACUCUUUGUACACUUAA
Molecule: messenger RNA, 2546 nt
Organism: Alosa sapidissima (American shad)
Lineage: Eukaryota; Metazoa; Chordata; Actinopteri; Clupeiformes; Clupeidae
Gene: mst1
Product: macrophage stimulating 1
Exons: 18
Coding region: 273-2414 (713 amino acids)
Biological process (GO): proteolysis
Molecular function (GO): serine-type endopeptidase activity; signaling receptor binding
Source: RefSeq, a predicted model, not a curated record